This is a messenger RNA of Umbelopsis ramanniana AG, 1563 nucleotides long. RefSeq lists its product as uncharacterized. Bases 1 to 1563 code for a protein of 520 amino acids. The record is from RefSeq and is a predicted model, not a curated record. The transcript has 6 exons. Lineage: Eukaryota; Fungi; Mucoromycota; Umbelopsidomycetes; Umbelopsidales; Umbelopsidaceae. Gene Ontology annotation, cellular component: membrane. Gene Ontology annotation, biological process: amino acid transmembrane transport. Gene Ontology annotation, molecular function: amino acid transmembrane transporter activity.
AUGAAGACCCGUCGUAGUAUAACUGGACAAUCUCCUAAACUCAAGCAAUUGUCUAACUUUAACGACGAUGGCACGGUCAGCAUACAGUCCGUCACCAGUUCUCAAGGGACCGAAGUGCCAGAGAAACCACAUGAAUUGAAGAGAGCAUUGAAAGCUCGCCAUUUAACUAUGAUAUCGUUGGGUGGUACUAUUGGCACAGGAUUGUUCUUGACUUCAGGCGCAUCGAUUGCCCAAGCCGGUCCUGGAGGUGCUCUUGUUGCAUACGCUAUCACUGGUGUUAUGGUGUAUUUCAUGAUGGAAUCCCUUGGUGAAAUGGCCACCUACCUCCCUAUUUCUGGCAGUUUCAAUAACUAUGCCGGUCGUUUCCUCGAUCCAGCACUAGGAUUUGCUUUUGGAUGGAACUACUGGUACAAUUGGGCUGUUACUUUGGCUGUAGAACUAUCAGCAGGAUCUAUUAUCAUGGCUUAUUGGCUACCAGAUGUACCCGGCUGGAUCUGGUCACUUAUUUUUUUGAUUUUCAUGCUUGCACUGAACUUAUUUUCGGUCAAAGGAUAUGGUGAAACGGAAUAUUGGCUGGCACUACUGAAGGUCAUAACUGUCAUUAUAUUCAUCAUCGUCGGUAUUUUGGUGGCAAGCGGAGCUGUUGGAGGACAUGUAUAUGGCUUUGAAAAUUAUGAACUUGGCGCAUUCCAAGGAAUGGGUGUUUUCACCACAUUUUUGUUAGCGGCUUUCAGUUUUCAAGGUUCUGAACUAAUUGGUGUCAUUGCUGGAGAAACUGAAAAUCCUCGCAAAAUGGUGCCUCGAGCUAUCAAGCAGGUUUUCUGGAGAAUCUUGUUAUUCUAUAUCUGUUCCUUGUUUAUCAUCGGUCUGAUCAUUCCAUAUAAUGAUCCAUCCCUGCUAUCUGCCAGCGUUGAAAACAUCGCUACGUCGCCAUUUACUCUGGUUUUCCAAAAGGCUGGUUUAGCUGGCGCUGAUGAUUUUAUGAAUGCGGUUAUUCUUACCACCGUAUUAUCGGCUGGUAACUCUGGAUUGUAUGCAUCUAGCCGAACAUUGUUCGACUUAGCAUCUGAAGGUCGGGCUCCCAAAAUCUUCACAAAAUUGACCAAACAAGGCGUACCCAUCUAUUGUGUCCUUUUGACUACCUUGAUAGGUGGAUUGGCAUUUUUGUCUUCUCUCUUCGGAAAUGGUGUGGUAUAUCAAUGGCUGAUUUCUAUUUCCGGUGUUGCUGGACUGAUCGCUUGGUUGAACAUAGCAGUCUGCCACUUCCAAUUCAGACGAGCCUAUGUCUUGCAAGGCUAUAGUGUUGAUGACCUACCAUUUAAAGCACGACUUUUCCCGUUCGGCCCUAUCUUCGCCUUUGCGGUGUGUACAUUUGUUUUAGUAGGACAAGGUUAUUCGUACUGGUCAGUGGAUCCAAUCGAUCCUGUAUCGCUAGUCGCUUGCUACAUUGGCGUACCCAUUGUCGUCGUGCUCUAUGUUGGCUACAAGGUCAUCAUGAAAACCAAGUUUAUCCCAUUAGCAGAGGUGGACUUAAUAACCGGUCGAGAAGAGAUCAUUUUGUAA